UAAAAAGGCAUGGAAAUCUAGAAGUAGACGAUUUGGUUAAAAAACAACGGACUCGGCGCCGUGCCUGACAUCCGCAAAAGAAUCGUCUCAUUUUAAACUUAAUUAUCUUCAAGUCCAUAGCUAAGAUAAUAUAAAAGGACAAAAAUGAAGCUCAGUGAUAUUCUGAAUGAAAAGUCCAGUUUGUGGAUAUUUGGGUAUGGGUCGCUUGUUUGGAGACCGGACUUCAAAUACAGUAGCAGCAAAGUUGGCUACGUUAAGGGAUACAGCAGGCGAUUCUGGCACGGAGACAACUUCCAUCGGGGCACCGACCAAAUGCUUGGCCGUGUGGUGACUCUGGUGGAAGACAAUGAUGCUUGCACAUGGGGAGUCGCCUACGAGGUGCGAGGGCAGGAGAUCGAAGAGUCCCUCAAGUACCUGAACAUCCGAGAGAACGUAAUGGGCGGCUACGAGACCAAACUCAUUGAGUUCAAGCCUCGUGAAGAAGACGGGUCAGUCCUGGCGCUGGUUUACAUUGCCACCUCGGACAACCCCAUUUACCUCGGGCCGGCCAGCUCGGAGGAGAUCGCCGUGCAGAUUGCGGUGUCAAGUGGCAAAUCUGGACACAACAUCGAGUACCUCCUGCGGCUGGCAGAAUUUAUGAGACUGGCCUGUCCGGAGGUUCACGAUGAGCAUUUGUUUGCCAUUGAAGCUGCAACGUUGUCACUGUUGCCCUUUUUAAUCGGGUGAGAUAUUUGGGAGCGAGAACUGUAAAAAUAUUCCAUAGUAGUCGUUGAGACGGUACAAGUCACCCGGUGAACUGCAUCACCGUCGUUUCUGUUACACGCCGUGUGCACCCUUCACAUUUCAUGUAACCUCCUGGCCUUUUCAAGUACUGUACAAAAGCUCGGUUAUGGUGCUCACAUACUAAUUCAUUAUUCUGUAACUUAGGGACCGUGCAAUAGGAUUUCUUCUUUUCUCUCUGACGGAAGAAUCUCUUCCAGGACUUAAUGUAGUCCUUCCCUACUGUAAUGUGUCAUAUCUUUUAUUUUUGUGCCAAACGUUCCUUUAAUGUAUUGUAUUAUGUGUACAGAUGGACACUAUUUGAGGAUAACGUGUCAUGGAGGUUGAGGCUGGUUGGGAAAUGCUGCUAGUUCUUUUGAAGGUACCACUUAAAACCAACCGUUGGAAAAAGUUGUCUGGUACUGUUUAUUCCUUUGUUGUGAAAGGAAGAUUUGAAUUAUAUGUUUACAUUAUAUGUAAAAGUCACAAAGAAAUAAACUAUAAAACAAGAAGUGUUUAUUUAUAAUUGGUAA
Polypterus senegalus (gray bichir) is the source of this 1292-nucleotide messenger RNA. RefSeq names its product ChaC, cation transport regulator homolog 1 (E. coli) (gene chac1). NCBI's taxonomy places the organism in Eukaryota, Metazoa, Chordata, Cladistia, Polypteriformes, Polypteridae. The record is from RefSeq and is a predicted model, not a curated record. Gene Ontology annotation, molecular function: glutathione specific gamma-glutamylcyclotransferase activity; gamma-glutamylcyclotransferase activity. Gene Ontology annotation, biological process: glutathione catabolic process. The transcript has 3 exons. Gene Ontology annotation, cellular component: cytoplasm. Bases 145 to 726 code for a protein of 193 amino acids.